AUGGAGAAAGUAAGGAAAAAAUUAAAGAAGGAGUCUGACGCGACGCGACGCAACGGCAGGACUUGCGCCUAUACGCCGAGUAUGUGCCGAAUGUGCGCUCGAGUGCGCGAUACGCUGCGGAAAAGUGGCGGAUAUGAGAACCCCACCUGGUCCGGACCGCGGGCGCGGCCUUUCCCCUCGGACUAUAAAGCCACUACAACUCCACUUCCACCAAACAUUCGCUCGGCGUUCCGUCACUCAUUUGCUCUCACCAUGUGGCUGCUUAUCCUCGCAGGUCUCUUGACAAUCUCUGCUGGAGAGGAAACCAGCGUCGCCAAGAAGACGGUAUCAUCGGUGGCCAAUGCCGAUGACAUUGUUUUGCUAGAGAUUGAUAUCAAAGAUCCUGUCAAGAGGUCACCAGUUUCAAGCAGCGCCAUUUAUGGGGCUUCACCUAGCCAAUUCGUUAUUCGACACGGUGAUGACUCUCAAGAGCCUCGCACUUCUAAGCACCGUGUAAUCGCUGAAUCGGAUGGUACACCUAUCGCGCAAUUUGCCGGUCACGAUCCUUCUCCGAUUGUGAUAUCUAGUCAACAAAUUAAUGCCGAAAAUAGUAAAAUCAAUCAAAACAGACUAAUUAAACUCCUGACUGCUCGUGGCGGUGUCGCCGAGUUGGGUUUUAGUCACGACAAUACAACUGGGACAUUGAUUGAAGAUGUCGGUCACGUCCGAGCGCGUGUUCUUUCCGCGAUGCUAACUGCGAAACACGCGGAACCAACCGGAGAACGCGUUUCCACUCGUCGUAUCGUUGUUAGCAAACCAAUUGAAAUUUUUCAAGAAUACGAUAUCGUGGAACCUGCUACAAAGAUCGAGAGAGUCUCCGUACAAGAACCGACGUUGAUUAAGACCGCUCAUCAUGUGGAUCAUGUGCAAGUGCACGGAUCCAUACCAAUCGUUGGGAAGGCCCUUACACCCGUGGCUCACGCAGCAGUUCCAGUUUAUCAGGAAACCAUUUCUCCGACGUUUUAG
Temnothorax curvispinosus is the source of this 1005-nucleotide messenger RNA. RefSeq lists its product as uncharacterized. The record is from RefSeq and is a predicted model, not a curated record. NCBI's taxonomy places the organism in Eukaryota, Metazoa, Arthropoda, Insecta, Hymenoptera, Formicidae. The transcript has 4 exons. The coding region runs from base 1 to 1005 and encodes 334 amino acids.